Pediculus humanus corporis (human body louse) is the source of this 1770-nucleotide messenger RNA. RefSeq names its product Kinesin-II 85 kDa subunit, putative. The record is from RefSeq and is a predicted model, not a curated record. Gene Ontology annotation, molecular function: ATP binding; microtubule binding; microtubule motor activity. The transcript is spliced from 13 exons. NCBI's taxonomy places the organism in Eukaryota, Metazoa, Arthropoda, Insecta, Psocodea, Pediculidae. Gene Ontology annotation, biological process: microtubule-based movement. The coding region runs from base 1 to 1770 and encodes 589 amino acids.
AUGUAUUUAAUGUUGUUUUAUUUUAGAGUUAGACCAUUGAAUAAAAAAGAAUUAAAAAAUGGAGAUGAUUCUGUUGUUUCAUUUCCCGGAAGUGGACAAAUAAUUCUUGAUACUCAAUCGAUCGGACAAAAAUCUAAAAUAUUCACAUAUAAUGUUGUUUUCGAACCGUUGGCAACUCAAGAAGAUAUUUUACAACAUUCUGGAAUAAAAAGAUUAAUUGAAAUGGCUGUAGAAGGAUAUAAUUGUACAGCUUUUUGUUAUGGACAAACCGGAAGUGGAAAAACACAUACUUUGACCGGUCCCCCCGGACCAGUAGACGUUUAUUCAGAACAUCAUGGAUUAGUUUUUAGAAGUUUUAUGUAUUUAUUUAAAUUACUUCAAGAAAGAAGAGAUUUUCAUUUUGUACUCAAAGCAUCAUUUUUAGAAAUAUAUAAUGAAAAGGUGAUUGAUCUAUUGAAUGGCUCCUCUAGAAAACCUCUAUCGGUUAGAUGGUCAAAAAAAUCACAAGGAUUUUUUGUUGAAAAUCUUUUUACCGUAGAUUGCGAAGAAUUGGAUGAUUUAUUAGCAGUUUUAGAAGAAGGGAUGAGAAACCGAUCGGUGGGAAGACAUAACAUGAAUGAUUAUUCCAGCAGAAGUCACACUAUUUUAACCGUUCACAUAACGUCAGAACAAUCGAUUCCAGAAUCUCAAGUAUUCAUAUCAAAACAAGGUAAAAUAAAUUUCGUGGAUUUAGCCGGAAGUGAAAUGACAAAAAAAACACACAGCGAAGGAAAAACUCUAGAAGAAGCUAAUAAUAUUAAUAAAAGUCUCAUGGUUUUAGGAUAUUGUAUUGCUUCAUUAAGCGAUUCGAAAAAAAAAUCUGGACAUAUACCCUACAGGGAUAGCAAAUUAACAAAACUUUUGGCUGAUAGCCCUUGCUGUUUUAAACAAAAGAUAGCUUGCAUUUCACCGGCAAAAUCAAACAUAAGCGAAACGUUAAAUACAUUAAGAUAUGCAGCGAGAGCAAAAAAUAUAACAACAAAACCAGUUGUUGUUAUGGAUCCCAGAGAUGCUUUGAUUCUCAGUCUUAAACGAGAAGUUAACGCUUUGCAAAAUGAAAAUGAACAUUUACGAAGUUUAUUAAACUUGGGUCGAAUGCCUCUUGAAUCUCGGUCACUGUUAGAAACAAGUGAUGGAAUCGGUUCCAAGCUUUCACUAUCAAGUGGAAGCAUCGUCCCAGUUAUGACAGAGGUAGAAUUGAAAAAAUUGGCAGAUUUAGAAGGACAAGAAUUGAUUGAACUUGUUAAACACUACAUGCAAGAAAAUGAUGCCUUGAGAAAGGAAAAUUCUGAUUUAUUUUCAACAAGAGAUAUACUCAUUCGAGAUCAAGAAUUGGUGUGCAGAGAGAAUGAGAGAUUAUUGAAAAAGUUGGAAGAUGUCAAUUCAGUUUGCUGUCGGUCUCCCAUAAUACCAGCAAGACCAACAUUUUCUGCUGAAAUGUUAAAUGGAGAUUUAGAUUCUUCAAUGAAUUUAUCUACAAAUGCAGUAAAUGGAGAAUUGAAAUUACCACAAAAAAUUCAAAAUUUAAUAGAAAGCAGAAAUAUAAGCUCUACAGGUUCAGAAGGUAGCACAUCAUCAUCCGAUCAGAAGAAUAUAACACAAAAGGACUUUAACGAAAGUAGUGAUACUUCUGGAAGAAUUUCAACAGCCACUACACUACCUGUAGCUGAUAAAAAUAAAAAUGAACAUAUUUUUGGAAGUGAAGUUUCCUUAAGAAGUGAUACUGAUUAA